AUGGAUCAGCACUUCACGCCCAUUCCAGCUACCGAUAAACCAUCAUUCGGGAUCGGUGCGCAGCCGCCCCCGAGGGCCCGGCGUUCAGCAAUACCAAAGAAACAGAGAGGAGAAAACAAAAUGCAGGCGGACAUCGCGGUGCUGGGGACGCCUGCGGAGGAGCAAGGAGGCGGCAAAAUAGACCUGAUAAACGCCGGGGCGUUUGAGGGCCUGGACGUGGUUUUUAUGGCGCACCCCUCGCAGGAGAACGCGGCUUACCUGCCCGAUGUGGCCGAGCACGAUGUGACUGUGAAAUACUAUGGAAAAGCUUCUCAUGCUGCUGCUUAUCCUUGGGAAGGAGUUAAUGCAUUAGAUGCUGCUGUUCUUGCAUACAACAAUCUGUCUGUUUUAAGACAGCAAAUGAAACCGACCUGGAGAGUUCAUGGUGUAAUAAAAAAUGGUGGUGUGAAGCCUAACAUCAUUCCUUCUUACACUGAACUAGAGUUUUACUUGCGUGCUCCUUCAAUGAAAGAUCUUUCUGUUCUGACAGAGAAGGUUGAGAACUGCUUCAAAUCUGCAGCACUGGCCACAGGAUGCAAAGUGGAAAUAAAAGGUGGUGAAAAUGAUUACUACAAUGUGCUUCCGAAUAGGAGCCUGCAGAAAGUCUACAAGGAGAAUGGAAAGAAGCUUGGGAUGGAGUUUAUAUCAGAAGACAGUGUCCUGAAUGGCUUGUCAGGUUCUACGGACUUUGGAAAUGUUACAUUUGUUGUCCCCGGGCUUCAUCCUUAUUUUUAUAUUGGCUCUGAUGCACUGAAUCAUACUGAGCAGUACACAGAAGCUGCGGGGUCACAGGAUGCUCAGUUCUAUGCUUUGCGCACAGCAAAAGCUUUGGCCAUGACAGCACUGGAUGUCAUUUUCAAGCAAAGUCUGCUAGAAGAAGUCAGAGAAGACUUCAGACAGGUGAAGCUGAAAGAAGAGGGACAAAUAAAUCCAGUAGAACUUAACGAAGAAUCUGGCAUUGGUGUAGGAGCAUGUCCAUCGCACUAAACUUUAUUAAACCUCUCUCAGUAGGAUUGGCUUAAUGGAGAUGCUGUACUGAAAUCCCAGAGGGGGUGGAUGAACACAUAGCUGAAAAAAUGUUGACUUUUUUUGGACUUUGAGAAGCAAAUAGUACAAUUGCUUUUGAAAAGUGCAAUUUCAUCUACCUGUAAUGUUUGCUGUAUUCAAUAUCGUGAUGAAUUUCAGAAAGAGAGCUCACAUGUGUUGUCUUUACAUGGCAGUCUUGAAUAAAUGAUAGUGUUUAGAUCCCUUGUCGGUGAUUUUCUAUAUAUUGCUCCAGUAAUAUUCCUUACAGGGGAAUGUGGCAUUUACAUGGAAAUUUGUUCUAGAAUAAACACUGUUCACUCGGUGAUCUGUGAAUCUGAUCUAUGAAGUGUUUCUCUCUGGCCUGUCACUUUUUCUUGGGACAAGACAGAGGCUUAAAACGUGAGCAGGUUUGACUGGAGAGAAGGGUGUAUGUUUGGUGUAUGCCUGGUUUUGACAAGAGUAGCUUCUAGCAAUGGAGGAUAACUUCCUAUGGAAAUGUGACCUGUAAAGGUUGAUUGGCCUGACAGGCAUUGACUUCCCUCCUAAUAAAUUUUGGAAGUGUUUGUUGUGGAGAAGUCAUUGAUCAGGAAGCCACUUAACGUUUAUUUGUUUAAAUUAAUACUUUUAAACUACUGUGGGGGAAAAUGCCUGUGCACCUUUAAGUUCUCCUCUAAGGCGAUACAAGUGUCCACACAAGGUGUUGCACUAGCUUAACUGAUCUGAAGGAUGUGUAUAAAUUGAGCUAAACCAGUGGAAAUCUUUUUCACAAAGAGGUGAGCGUGGUACCAUGAAGCAGUAAACGAAGGUAACCUUAAACCAGUUGUGUGCAAACCCCUGCAGUAAGCUCCGAGAAGCUUUCAGUGAGGAUUGCUUGUGCAGUAGCUGGCUUCUCAAACCUGUUUGUUCCUGUACCCUGAGCAGCAGAUCUGGUAAGUCUUGCCAGCUGUCCUUUCGGUGUGCCGUCUGCUUAGUCUGUUUAAUCCUUGUUAUUUUGCUUCCCAGAGAUGCUAAUGUUGCAAACUUUAUCUAGGUGGUGGUCUGUGUCUCCAAACCUGUUACGAAUUUUUUUAAUUUGCUUGUUAAAGGACCAUGUGAGUACACAGAGAAGGAACUAAUCUUUUGUUUGGCUACAAAUUGCUGAGUCAGUGGACAGAUGGAGUGAAAAAGCAGCUUACUGGUUAAUGUUUUCCUAAGCAUAGGUAUUAUAGUAAGCUCCUGAAAAGAAGUCAGGCAAA
Egretta garzetta (little egret) is the source of this 2300-nucleotide messenger RNA. RefSeq names its product peptidase M20 domain containing 2 (gene PM20D2). The transcript has 7 exons. Lineage: Eukaryota; Metazoa; Chordata; Aves; Pelecaniformes; Ardeidae. The coding region runs from base 1 to 1026 and encodes 341 amino acids. The record is from RefSeq and is a predicted model, not a curated record. Gene Ontology annotation, molecular function: dipeptidase activity.